This is a messenger RNA of Gloeophyllum trabeum ATCC 11539, 1764 nucleotides long. Its product is annotated as cell division control/GTP binding protein. The record is from RefSeq and is a predicted model, not a curated record. NCBI's taxonomy places the organism in Eukaryota, Fungi, Basidiomycota, Agaricomycetes, Gloeophyllales, Gloeophyllaceae. Gene Ontology annotation, biological process: cytoskeleton-dependent cytokinesis. Gene Ontology annotation, molecular function: GTP binding; GTPase activity; molecular adaptor activity. Gene Ontology annotation, cellular component: septin complex; septin ring; microtubule cytoskeleton. Bases 57 to 1397 code for a protein of 446 amino acids. The transcript is spliced from 9 exons.
AACAAGGCCAACGCCGACAGCCAACCUUCCUGCCCCCCGUCGCAGUCUACACUAAAAUGACGGACUCGUACGCUUCCUCUCGCACAAACGGCGAUGUCUCUCCCUCGCCAAACGGCAUGGCCAACGGGUCCAAUCCAUCUCUGGCGACGCCUGCCGGUCCCGCUGGCAUCUCGCCAGUAUUGCGGAAAAAGCUAAUGGGGUAUGUCGGCUUCGCAAACCUUCCGAACCAAGUGCAUAGGAAGAGUGUAAGGAAGGGGUUCCAGUUCACUGCGAUGGUUGUCGGUGAAUCGGGUCUUGGCAAGUCCACUCUCGUCAACACGCUGUUUGAGACACAGCUGUACGCACCCAAGGAGCCGCCUCCUCCCAGCGCGGAACGGCCGAAAACGGUCGCUAUCGAGAGCAUAAGCGCCGACAUUGAGGAGAACGGUGUCCGCCUUCGUCUCACCGUGGUGGAUACUCCUGGUUUCGGUGAUUUCGUUAACAAUGACGAUAGCUGGAAGCCUAUUGUCGAGAACAUCGAAUCCCGGUUCGACUCCUACCUGGAGCAGGAGAAUCGUGUAAACAGGGCCAAGAUUGUUGACAACCGCGUUCACGCUUGCCUGUACUUCAUCCAGCCCACUGGUCACUCCUUAAAGCCCCUUGACAUCGAAUUCAUGCGCCGGCUUCACAACAAAGUUAACCUGAUUCCUAUCAUCGCCAAGGCGGAUACCAUGACGGACGAAGAGGUCGCGGAGUUCAAAGCCCGUGUGCUCGCGGAUAUUGCCUACCAUAACAUCCACAUCUUCGAGGCGCCAACGUACGAGAACGAGGACGAGGAAGCCAUAGCUGAAGCGGAGGAAAUAGCGAGCAAGAUUCCGUUUGCAGUUGUAGGUUCCGAUAAGGUAGUGGAAACUCCAGAUGGUCGUAAAGUCCGGGGUCGUGCCUACCCUUGGGGUGUCGUCGAAGUCGACAACGAGGACCAUUGCGAUUUCGUUAAACUGCGGCAGAUGCUCAUCCGGACGUAUAUGGAGGAGCUCCGGGAGUACACCAACGACGUUCUCUACGAGAACUGGCGUACAGAGAAACUCCUCAGCAUGGGUAUUGCACAAGAUCCUUCGGUCUUCCAGGAAGUCAACCCUGCUGCUAAGAUGCAGGAAGAGCGUAUUAUGCAUGAGGCCAAGCUCGCGAAGAUGGAGGCUGAGAUGAAGAUGGUCUUCCAGCAGAAAGUCCAAGAAAAAGAGGCGAAACUCACGCAGUCCGAAGAAGAGCUUUACGCCAGGCACAAGGAUAUGAAGGAGUCGCUCGAGAAGCAGCGCCUUGACCUCGAGGACAAGAAGCGCAGAAUCGAGAGUGGUCGGCCACUUACACCUGAAAAAGGCAGCACUGGGCCGAAGAAGAAUCGCUGGAUACGUCCUUAAGCAGGCCGUACCUGAGCCAGCGACCGUAUACCGUAAGCUUGUCGUUGCUGGAUUUCGAGUCGCCUUUGUGCAUUAUAGUUUCUCUUGGUGUCUUGUCCUGUAACCCCCCGUACAGUACCUCAUCCCUUACUGGGCAUCUCCGCUGCAUUGCUUCCCCUCUCCUUCCUCUAUCUUACCGCCUUACGGACGAUAAAACCACACUCCUUUUAACAUGGAUAUCCGGGCGUCCAUGUCGCCCCUCGUCUCUCAGUCGAUUUUGUCUAUAUUAUGUCCUGCAUGGAGUUUUUCAGUUAAUGAUGGGUUUUUGAUGACAUUCUGCUAUAUGCUCGAGUGACCUGUAGUAAGCGGAAGCUGCAUAGAGGGUGUG